AUGACAAGUUUAAAUCACUUCGUAAGAUAUGAUGAUAAAUUGCAUAACUUGCUGAUGAAUUAUACAAAUCAGACUAUUGAUCUUAACACCCGAGUUAAUCUACAAAAGAAAAUGCACUUUAAUAAAAGCGGAUUCUAACACUGCAGCUCAGAUAAAUUGAAGCUGUGUUCCAUGAUUUUAGGCUUUUAUAUGAAACUUGGAUAAUUUUACUAAUCUUUUUUCUUUAACUACUUGAAUUUUUUUACCAUUAUUGAUGAACUCUAAGUAGACGAAGACAUUUUGCGCAUCGAAAUCAAUACAAAUUGCUUUGAUGUUACUCUUACAGAUUUGCUUUCUUAAGCUACAUCUAGGAACUAUUUAGAGCUAGAUAUUGGAAAUAGAUAUUACAAUCUAGUCAAACUUUACCUAUCAACUGCUUAUUAUUAUGAUUUGUAUCCACAUUUAUUUAAGUUCUAUAAGCUCAGAGAGAUUUAUUCAUAUAUCAAAGUUGAAUCAAUUACUAAUUCAACUGUGUAAUUCUCAGUUUCUAGUCUACGAUUGGUUUAAUGGAAUCAAACAUAUAAAAUGUUCAAUAACUUGACUGUAGACAAUGAGACUCAAAGAUUAAUCAUGUAAAAAAGUCUAGACCUUGUACAAGAAAAUCUAAAUGUAUUCUUCUUGCAAAAUGUUUACACUCUGAAAUCAGUUAUGGCAGAAGGUAGCUGGUUUGCUUUCUAAGUAAUGAUCUCAAAUAUGAGAAUAUUAAAACUGAUUAAGAGAUUGCCAAGGAAUGCAACCAAUAAUAUGUUCUAUAUGUAAACAAGAGCAUUUAUAGAAAAUAAAGUUUUUAAUCCUGAUGAGCUCUUAUUUUCAUCCACACUUAAGCAUAGAAAUCAAUGGUUUUGGACUUCGAUUAGAGGUUCAGACGACAAUGGAUGGGCGGCAUUAGCAUUACUCUAUGCUGCUGACAUAGACCUAGCUUUUAAAGAAAGCUAUCUUAAUUAUACUGGAUAGUAUUAUGAACUAGGUGUUAGACAAAUUCUAAAUAAAAUAAACGAAGUAUAUCGAGAUUAAAAUGGAAAUGUAUUUUGGCUUGAAUCAAGAGAUCCUUACUAUUCCUCUAUUUCUACCACACUUACAAUAAUUCUGAACUAAAGAAUGUACUUGCUGACAAAUGAGACUAAAUUCUUGAAUCAAAGCCUAUUUGAUUAUAAAUACAUCAUUGACAGACCUUAUCUUUUUAACCAUGAAAGUCUUCUAAUGGAUGGCUCUAAUUUAGAUUUAUCCUAUUUCGAUGAAUCAGUAUAUUCCUAUACUCAGGAAGUACCUAAAGUUAGGAAUAAGACAUGCAAAGAAUAUGAUAACUUAAAGGUCUAAUAAAAACUUAAUCAUCAUUGA
This is a messenger RNA of Stylonychia lemnae, 1377 nucleotides long. The record is from the annotation of a GenBank genome assembly. NCBI's taxonomy places the organism in Eukaryota, Ciliophora, Spirotrichea, Sporadotrichida, Oxytrichidae.